UCCAGUUCAGUUCAGUUCAGUUCAGUUCAGUUCAGUUCAGUUCAGUUGCUGUUCACUUCCCCCACCCGCGGGGUCGCCUUCCACCCUUUUACCUUACUCACGACCACCGAGCCUCUGGACAAUCGCAAAGCCUGUCCGACUAAGUUUACACCAAGUCAGCCAACUAUGGACGGCCUUGGAGACAGCGACAAGUGCGCCUCGGGCUCGACCUUCCCACCGUCAUCAGAUUCUAGCUGCCAGGACUCCCAAGGCAGUUCCUCUCUUUACGCCACCUUGACGACCAUAGCCGCGAUGCCUUUGCUCUACUUCUUUCUGGUGCCAUGGUUUUGGCAGGCAAUAGGAUCGGCUUUGGGCUGGUACCUCAAGCGUAAAACUGAAGGCCGUCGAGCUCAGCUGCUCGAGAUCAUGAACGAGGACGAGCGUCGAUUCGUGGAGCGUGGACAGGAGAGGAAGAAAUCCGUUCCGGACCAGGACUGGGAGAGUAUUGAAACGCCUGCGGGAAGCGCCGACAAUGGCGGUAAGGGCGCGCAAGAAUGGGAUGGAAUCGUAGGAUUCUUUCACCCUUUCUGCAAUGCUGGAGGUGGUGGUGAACGAGUCCUGUGGGCCGCCAUUCGAGCCACGCAGCAGAAGUGGCCGAAAGCCAAGUGUAUAGUCUACACUGGCGAUCACGAGGUCAACAAGGAGGCCAUACUUUCUAGGGUCGAGAGCCGAUUUAAUAUCAUCCUCCACCCACCGACAGUACAGUUCCUGUAUCUCUCGACCAGGCAUUGGGUUCUCGCAUCAACCUGGCCUCACUUUACCCUCGCCGGGCAGUCAUUUGGCUCGAUAAUCAUGGCGUGGGAUGCCUUCUCUCUGCUUGCGCCAGACAUCUUCGUUGACACCAUGGGUUACGCGUUUGCCCUGGGUCUUUGCAGGUGGCUCUUCCGUACCAUGCCCACGGGCGCUUACGUUCAUUACCCGACCAUCUCGACCGAUAUGCUCGAUUCUUUGAAUCCUCAGUCCGCCGUAGGUUCUCAAGGAGUCAAUGCUGGCCAGGGCGUUGGAACCCGUGGUAGGGUAAAGAAGUUGUACUGGGAGCUAUUUGCGAAAAUAUACUGUCGGAUGGGUGCUACGAUUGACGUUGUGAUGACCAACUCGACCUGGACUCAAAACCACGUACAGAAGCUUUGGGGACCACUCCGUAACAAGAGGAGAAAUGGCCGUCCCAACAACGCUGUCGCGGUGGUUUAUCCACCCGUGGCUGUCCGCGAGCUCGAGCAAGAAGUAGAGGUAUCCGUAGACAGUGAGAGCAGACGCGAGAAGGCACUGGUGUAUAUUGCACAGUUCAGGCCUGAGAAGAACCAUCAGCUCAUUAUACAGGCGUUUGCUGAGUUCGUCAAGAGCGGUUCGGAUGUCGCCAAUGGUGCUACCUUGGUUCUCAUUGGCAGUGUGCGGGACGACAGCGACUCCAAGCGUGUGUAUCAGCUGCGCUUGUUGGUCAACGAGUUACACAUCAAGGACCGGGUCGAGUUCCAUCUUGACGCUCCUUGGCCCCGAAUCCUCGAGUGGCUUCGGAAGGCAUCUGUCGGAGUCAACGGCAUGUGGAAUGAGCACUUUGGUAUCGGUGUUGUCGAGUAUCAGGCUGCCGGACUCAUUUCUGUUGUGCAUGACAGUGGCGGACCCAAAUUAGACAUUGUUACCGAGAUCGACGGAGAGCCUACAGGUUUUCAUGCUACAACGUCCACAGAGUUCGCUGAGGGCUUCCGCAAGGCUCUAUCGCAUCCUAACCCUAUUGCAAUAAGGCAACGCGCCCGCAAGUCUGCAAAAAGAUUUACCGAAGAAGAGUUUGCUAAGAAGUGGGUUGACCAAAUGGAGAAGCUGGUUGCACUAUGUUGAGAUUUGGGUGCUAUCUCAUGUAUUCCUCCUGUUUUCUUUUUUUUUUCUUUUUUUUUUUUUUCUAAUUAACAUGCCUAACCAUUUCAUAUGAGCUUUGGCACGAG
Molecule: messenger RNA, 1979 nt
Organism: Pyricularia grisea
Lineage: Eukaryota; Fungi; Ascomycota; Sordariomycetes; Magnaporthales; Pyriculariaceae
Exons: 4
Coding region: 166-1875 (569 amino acids)
Biological process (GO): protein N-linked glycosylation
Cellular component (GO): endoplasmic reticulum membrane
Molecular function (GO): GDP-Man:Man(3)GlcNAc(2)-PP-Dol alpha-1,2-mannosyltransferase activity
Source: RefSeq, a predicted model, not a curated record